This is a messenger RNA of Centruroides sculpturatus (bark scorpion), 2397 nucleotides long. RefSeq names its product dolichyl-diphosphooligosaccharide--protein glycosyltransferase subunit STT3A-like (gene Stt3A). The coding region runs from base 145 to 2274 and encodes 709 amino acids. Gene Ontology annotation, molecular function: dolichyl-diphosphooligosaccharide-protein glycotransferase activity. The record is from RefSeq and is a predicted model, not a curated record. Gene Ontology annotation, cellular component: membrane. NCBI's taxonomy places the organism in Eukaryota, Metazoa, Arthropoda, Arachnida, Scorpiones, Buthidae. Gene Ontology annotation, biological process: post-translational protein modification. The transcript is spliced from 15 exons.
CUGAGAACGGCUUGGAUACGUGCCACGUGUUGUAUUGAAGUGCCGCUGUCCAAGUGAUCGACUCCUUGAUUGGGUGGUAGGAUAUAUAUAUAUAUAUAUGAUUUGAAAGACGGAAACGUUUUAACUCUAAGAGAAUUGAACAACAUGUCAACUACUGGAAUAUUAUAUAAACGAUCAGGAUGGUGGGUUCGGAUGUCUCCAGAAAAACAAGAUACUCUUUUAAAAAUGUUAAUACUUUCUAUGGCUGCAAUCUUAUCAUUUUCUUGCAGAUUAUUUUCUGUUUUGAGAUUUGAAAGUGUUAUCCAUGAAUUUGAUCCUUACUUUAAUUAUCGUACAACUCGCUAUUUGGCUGAACAAGGUUUCUAUCAUUUCCACAAUUGGUUUGAUGAUAGAGCAUGGUAUCCAUUAGGAAGAAUUAUUGGAGGCACUAUAUAUCCUGGUUUAAUGAUUACAUCUGCUACUAUUUACCAUGUCUUACAAUUUAUCAAUCUCACUAUUGACAUAAGAAAUGUGUGUGUAUUUUUGGCACCAUUAUUUUCAAGUCUUACAACAAUUAUUACUUAUCUGCUUACAAAGGAACUGAGAGAUGCUGGAUCAGGAUUAGUAGCAGGUGCAAUGAUAUCAAUUGUACCAGGCUACAUUUCAAGAUCUGUAGCUGGAUCUUAUGAUAAUGAAGGUAUUGCUAUAUUUUGUAUGCUGUUAACAUACUACAUGUGGAUUAAAGCAGUUAAAACUGGUGCCAUGUAUUGGGCCACAAUGUGUGCUUUAGCAUAUUUCUAUAUGGUUUCUUCAUGGGGAGGCUAUGUAUUUUUGAUAAAUUUAAUUCCUCUUCACGUGUUAGCUUUAAUGAUAACUGGACGUUUUUCUCAUCGCAUUUAUGUUGCUUACAGUACUGUUUAUUGUUUGGGAACUUUACUUUCAAUGCAAAUAUCAUUUGUUGGCUUUCAACCUGUUCAAUCAAGUGAGCAUAUGGCUGCUUUAGGUGUUUUUGGCUUAUGUCAAUUACAUGCUUUUGUUGAUUAUGUUCGAGCACGUUUGCCAAAAGAACAUUUUGAAGUACUCUUCAAGACUGUUGUUAUAUUAAUUGGUGGAUUAUCUUGUGUUGUUGGUGCUGUUUUAACAAUCACAGGAAAAAUCUCACCGUGGACUGGCCGUUUUUAUUCUCUUCUGGAUCCAUCUUAUGCAAAAAAUAACAUUCCAAUCAUUGCUUCUGUAUCAGAACAUCAGCCAACGUCAUGGUCUUCAUUUUAUUUUGAUUUGCAGCUUUUGGUCUUUAUGUUUCCAGUUGGUCUCUACUUUUGCUUUGCAAAAUUAACUGAUGCCAAUAUUUUUAUCAUUUUGUAUGGAGUCACAAGCAUUUAUUUUGCUGGAGUUAUGGUACGAUUAAUGUUGGUAUUAGCACCAGUAAUGUGUAUAUUAUCUGGUAUUGGAGUCUCGUCAAUGUUAACUACCUAUGCCAAACAAUUAGAUUCUUCACAGCAAGAUAAAAAAUCAAAGCGAUUUGAAAGCAACUAUUUUAUGAGAAAUGAGGUUGCUUGGACAUUUAUCACAAUUAUGACCGUUUACCUCAUCACUUACACCUUUCAUUGCACUUGGGUUACAUCAGAAGCAUAUUCAUCACCGUCAAUUGUUUUAUCAGCACGUAGUCACGAUGGUUCUCGCAUAAUAUUUGAUGAUUUUCGAGAAGCAUAUUACUGGCUUAGACAUAAUACUCCAGAGGAUGCUAAAGUUAUGUCUUGGUGGGAUUAUGGAUAUCAGAUAACAGCAAUGGCCAAUAGGACAAUUUUAGUGGACAAUAAUACUUGGAACAAUACCCACAUUUCACGUGUAGGACAAGCAAUGGCUUCUACAGAAGAAAAGGCUUAUGAAAUUAUGCAAGAACUAGAUGUUAAUUAUGUACUUGUUAUAUUUGGUGGAUUAACUGGUUAUUCUUCAGAUGAUAUAAAUAAAUUUCUAUGGAUGGUGAGAAUCGGAGGAAGUACUGAAAGAGGAAAACACAUCAAAGAACAAGAUUACUAUACUCCGUCUGGUGAAUUUCGAAUCGAUAGAGAUGGUUCGCCCGUAUUGCUCAACUGCCUGAUGUACAAAAUGUGUUAUUACAGAUUUGGUUCUGUCUACACAGAAGCUGGCAAACCACCCGGUUAUGACAGGGUAAGAAAUGCAGAAAUUGGAAAUAAAGAUUUUGAAUUGGAUGUGCUUGAAGAAGCAUACACGAGUGAACACUGGCUGGUACGAAUUUAUAAAGUGAAGAAUCUUCCAAACAGAGGAGUCUGAUUUUAUACAUUAGAUAUUAUACAUCCCAAUAUUUUGCUCUUGCAGAGUAACUUUUACUGUAUAAUCUUCAAGGAAGUGACAGUAUUGUUGGGAUUUAAAAUAAAGUUCCCAUUUUUAUGUUGA